GGCAUGUGUACUUGCGUAGAUGCGUGAGCGCAUGGCAUGCGCCGGCAGGCAGAGAGGCGGUGCCCGCGGCAGCGCGCGGACGAUGGCGCGCUGGCUGUGGGCAACUACGCUCCUCGCAGUUCUCGUCGUGCACGCGGCCGCGUGGAGGCCCCCGUCGCAGCCCCUGCUCGUGCCCAUCGCGCGCUCUCGCGUUCCCCGCCACGCGCGCAACCAGAUCCGCCACUUGCACAUCCUAGGAUGGCACUUAGAACUGCAAGAAAACCGCGCGAUACGCUCCCCCUACUACAACGAGUGUCAGUUCUACAAGGGGCGUGUGCUUUACGAAGAAUCCUCAACAGUGACGGUGACGGAAUGCGAAGGACAGCUGUAUGGAUUACUUCAAGUCGGCGGAGAAGAUUUCGUCCUUCAACCGACGAGGCCGGACGACGGCCACGUGUUGAGGAGACGUGAUGUGCUGCAGACGGAACAACCGGUAGCGUACAACCUUACCGGGGACAUGGUAAAUGACUUUGACAUUGACUUCGAAGAAGAUGAGGUGAUGCCAGCGAUGCACGUGCGCCCGCGCAAUAGUGAACAUUCAGACAUCGACUACCACAGAAAUGGGCUCCGGACAUAUACGAGACCAGUUUCAGGCGCGAAAGGAUUAUGGCUCGAGUUAGCCAUAGUUGCAGAUCAUACAAUGCUGAAGUUCCACGGACAGGAGCGAGUGAAACAUUACAUCCUAGCUAUCAUGAACAUCGUCAGUGCCAUCUUCAACGACCAGUCUCUGGGUUCGAACAUGACGCUCGUCAUCAACAAACUGUUCAUGUACGAGGAGAAGGAUCCUGUUAUAAAGUACGGGAAUGUGAAGAAAUCGUUGGAAGCCGUGAACAAAUGGAACUACCGGCACCUCAUGAAACUACCAACAGACAGUACCGGUUGGGACGCAACAGUGUGGCUGACGCGGGCCCCGCUCGGAGGCCCGUCGGGCUUCGCCCCGGUCGGCGGCGUCUGCACCCGGACGCGCUCCGCCGCCAUUGACAGAGACGAAGGCCUGACCAGCGCAUUUGUCAUCGCUCAUGAGUUGGCGCAUUUGUUAGGGCUCACUCACGACGGGGAAGGGCAGUGCGAAGCAGAAGGUCUCAGAGGUUCAGUAAUGGCGCCCACAGUUCUCGCAACGCUUCACAACUUCGCCUGGUCUUCGUGCUCCAAGAAACAGUUCCAUGAGAAGUCAAAGAAAUGGUGGUGCCUUCACGAGAGGAGCCGAGACGAGGGUGUGGAGCUAGGGGGCGCUAAGGAGCUCUCUAACUAUGUAUUCACUAUGGAUGAGCAGUGCCGCACUGAAUUCGGCGAGGGGUUCUCGGUAUGCAAGUCAGUGAAAGUGAAGUCGUCCUGUGCUCGGCUGUGGUGCGCUCACCGCUCCAUGCCUCACGUCUGCCGAUCAAAACGAGCUCCACCUCUUGAAGGAACACCAUGUGGAGUCAAUCAAUGGUGCGUCGACCGCAUCUGCGAGCCAAUGCCUGGACACGUUGUGGACAAUAAGCUGGAUAAACAAGCGCCGUCUAAGCCUGAAUGGAGCGAGUGGAGUGCUUGGAGCAAAUGUAACGCUGACUGCGGUUACGGCCUCAGUUCACGUAUUCGUCGCUGCCGGCAUAAAGGAUCUACGCGUACAUCGGAAACAGCGUGCGAAGGCGCCGGGUCGCAGGUCGCCACGUGUUGGUCAGGAAACGCGUGUGCCACAAUUAGAGACAUGCGGGCGGACGUGUGCUUCCGACAGGCCAGCCAUCUCAUCCCUUACUUACACCCUGAAGAAUCCAAACACUGUGAAAUAUGGUGCGUGGACUACGCAGGCGGAGAACCUUCUGGUUUUGGGCCCCUACCGGAUGGAACUUCCUGUAGCUAUGAACGGCCUUUUGAUCUCUGCUACCAGGGCACAUGUGUACAAGGCCAGUGCAAUGGCAGCGACCCCGCCUGCAACUGGUGUCCAGAUGGAUACUGCAACAACAACACGCAUUUCCAUACCAGGCAACUAGGCAAAGGUUGGACCCGGUUAACUGUAAUUCCUCACGAAGCAAACCAGCUGUCGGUACACAUCGGGACACCCGUAGCACUCAACAUAGCCAUCCGUGAACGCCGACGGGACCGACCGAUCCUUGAACUGAUCAAACACUCCAAGCGCUUCGAACUAGACCACAAGCAGGACAACUAUCUGAAAUACGACCCAAAUGUACCGCAAAACCUACAGAUCAUCGAAGUUGAUAGCAACGUGAUUGAUAUAAAGGAAGGGGAUCACUUCGGGUGGGAGGGGGAAGUGAUAGCGGCGGGCACUCUGCUUAGUUGGAAACAGACAGACACCGAUGUGUUUAUAACAUCUACGUCUAGACUACACAGCGAUUUGAUGAUUAUGGCUGUCCCUGAACGCUCAAUACCGCCCGACGAGACGGCAGCGGUCGAAGUAUCGGUCAACUACACGACGCCCGCCGGCCGCACCAGACCUAUGGAAUACAGGUGGUCGAGUGAGCGCGGACCAUGCUCGGUGUCGUGCGGCGGCGGCAUCCGCGCGAUUCGCCCGCGCUGCCCGCGCGGCCAGUAUUGCGGACCGCCCCGCUACGAGCGAUGCAAUACCUACAGUUGCAAUUUCGCUUGGGCGACCGGCGAGUGGGAGGAGUGCAGCGCCACCUGCGGGGAGAAGGGUGUGCAGGAGAGACAGCUGUUCUGUGUUCCAGCUAACAUCAGCUUAACUACACGAAGGGAAAUGAUAAGGCGGAGUGUCUCGCCAGCACUCUGCCCGCCCUCUGAACCAGAGAAGAAGCAGCCCUGCAACCGAAUAUCGUGUCCAGUUUACUGGCAAGAGAUGCCUUGGACUCAGUGUUCAACAACUUGCGGUCGAGGGGUAUCCUAUCGGCCUCUAGUUUGUCCGGCAUCCAACGAGGCCCUCUGCGGCACCAAGCCUCGAGAACGCCGGCGCCGCUGCCGUCUCCGUCGAUGCCCUUACCGACCACGUGCCGACUGUCCUGCAACCGAUGCCACCCAAUACUGCGAGUUCUUCACCAGAGAACAGCUCGAGAGGAACUGCAUCGUACCACCAUUCAAAAAGUAUUGUUGCAACGCCUGCAGAGCUGUCGGCCGCAUUGAUGGAGUAUCUUAGAACUAUUAGAGUUAUUCCCUAUUGACGACUAGUCAGUUUCUCAGCGGCUGAAAAUAUUACGAUUAGUCGACAGUGGGUUCACCCAUUUAAAUCAUAGAAGAUAACAAUCGCCGAUGAUUGAGUCACCUGGCGGCUACAUGACAGUGUCCAACGGGUGUGUUGAUUAAUUACCUGCCGUCGAAUUCGUUGUGACCUAAUAAGUAGAGGUCUUGGUUUCGAAUCGAUCGUAAUUUCUAAAUUGGCUCAGUUCUGGUCUGAUAGGUUUGACUGCGGCUGGUUAAACCGUACUGCCAAGCGAUUUAGCGUUCCAAUAGGACGCUCUGUAGGCACUGUUUAGGGGAAAUUAAAAUAUUCCUUUGGGAGUUUAAUAAGUUGCCCUUCCAAUCAGACUGUAUGGUACACUUUCUUUAGGUGGUAUCGCAGUCAAUCAUAACUUGGAUUAAAUUAAAUUAUUAUUUAUGGACGUUUGUAUCAGAUUUUUGUUGAAGCAUUUGUACCUACUAGACGUGGUGUCAACGUCUUGAAUCUGUAAUGAAACGCGCUGUAUUUUCUGCACGACUUGGUAAAAUAAAUAGCAGUAGGGAACUUAUUUGUACGUUAAAUCUGUAAUUUAUUUAUACGUAAAAUUUGUCUCUUUUAACUUAACGUUAGUCUGUAUACGGUACGUAACGAAUUGGUAGCCGCAUAGAAUUCAACUAGGUAAAAAUAUGAAAAAGUACCAAAUCUUGGAAUUCAUGUAACUUUAAAAGUAGAUAUUUUCACGGAAAUCUGGAAAACCACAGACAUAGAUAUGUUAGUUUUUUGAACGUGUUUACAUUUCAUUAUCUUUAAUUGGUUAGUUAUAGUAUUCAAAUAGAAACCAAACUACGUUUAAGUAUAAAGCGAGUUGAGGAGAGCAAGGGAAAGUUCCCUCAAAUUAAUAUUUUAAAUACUUCCGCAUCAGUGCCAGAGGCUCUAGAUUAACUUUUCAACUAGCUAACGUUAAUUUAUCACGUCGGACUCGAAAACUUACACUGUUUUCAAGUUAGCAAUUGAAGUUCUAAUAAAAAAAAAGGAUUGAAGCAUUAAAUAAAAUAUAAGUAUAGGUAGGACUUACUAGGAACAAAAUCUACAAAUAUUUGUAAGAUGUGAUGUUGUUUAACAAUAAAUAAGUGUUUUGUAUCCAUCAGUAUUCUGAUUUCUGUUAUAGUUGUCUAUUUUAUCAAUAUUUAUGUAGGCAAUCUUAGGUUGAAAUCUAUAGUGCGCACUUUAACUUUUCUUUGACUUAAGUUUCAGUUAAAACGAGAUAUAUUCAUGCCAGCGGUAUAACGCUGUCUCGUUUUAACUGUGUUUUAUGUCUGUGCAAAGUCUAAGUGCGCUCUAUAGCUCAGCCUUAGUGUUUAAGGUAUUUUACAUUGGUCGUAACGAAGUGCCAUAAUGUAAUUGUACACACUUCAACUUUUAAAAUAAAUGUAAUAUUUCUAUGA
This is a messenger RNA of Maniola jurtina (meadow brown), 4593 nucleotides long. It is a transcript of the gene Adamts-1, whose product is annotated as A disintegrin and metalloproteinase with thrombospondin motifs 3-like. The transcript is spliced from 17 exons. The record is from RefSeq and is a predicted model, not a curated record. Gene Ontology annotation, biological process: extracellular matrix organization; proteolysis. The coding region runs from base 20 to 3127 and encodes 1035 amino acids. Gene Ontology annotation, cellular component: extracellular matrix. NCBI's taxonomy places the organism in Eukaryota, Metazoa, Arthropoda, Insecta, Lepidoptera, Nymphalidae. Gene Ontology annotation, molecular function: metalloendopeptidase activity.